AGUCGACCAACUGGAGAGUGCGUGGAAAGGGCACACGGCGCAGAUCUAACUACCAUUCCCCAAUCCCAACGCUCUCUGACAUUGAUUCCUUACCCAAAUCCCACCCCAAUUAAUACACGCGGAGCCCGCCAUCUCCGACCGACUAAAACUCCAAAUUCACCACCCCCGCUACCUCAAUAGCCAUUUCCAUCUGCUGCUGUUCUAGGGUUCACCCCCUCAAUAGCCAUUUCCAUCUGCGGCUGCUCUAGGGUUCACCCAUCAUCAACAAAAACAUGAUCCAGCUCCUCUUCACCGUCAUCUUUGCCGAAAUGGCUCUUAUCAUGACCCUCCUCUUCAAAACCCCCCUCCGAAAGCUGGUCGUCAUGGCCUUGGAUCGGGUCAAGCGUGGGAAAGGUCCCAUCAUGGCCCAGACUGUUGCUACUACUAUUUUUGUGGUGCUUAUGUCCAGCGUUUACAGUAUGAUGAAGAUCCAGAACCGUUCUGUCGAACCCGGUUUGAUUAAUCCCACCGAUCAGGUUCUUAUGGCCAGGCAUCUGCUCGAAGCCUCUCUCAUGGGGUUCUUGCUGUUCCUCGCACUGAUGAUAGAUAGACUUCACCAUUACAUUCGAGAGCUUCGUUUACUCAGGAAGGCCAUGGAGGCUGAAAAGAAGCAAAACCGAGGUUUUGAGGAUGGGAAAAAUGGCCGUGCAGAAGAGGCCAAAGCUAUGGGGGAAGAGAUGAGUUCAUUAAGGACACAAAUUAAGAAGCUGGAAUCUGAAUGCGAGACAAAAGCCAAAGAGGCAGAGGCAGCAGAAGCCAAUACAGUCGCUCUAAAAAAGCAAUCUGAAGGUUUCCUUCUGGAAUAUGACCGACUGCUGGAGGAGAAUCAAAACCUUAAGAGCCAGUUGGAGUCGAUUGACCAAGGUCUACAAUCUUGAGAGCAAGAAGAGUACACAAGUGAGACCUCUUGAUAAUCAAUUUUCCCAUCCUUUCAUAUAUUUGAGGUGUUUUAGAUUUAAGAUUUUGGGUUGGAGAGAAGGGAUUAAGAGGGUUAUAAGUAGGCUUAUAUCCCCAACAAUGCAAGUGGUUUAUGAGUAGGCUGGGAUUUUGUGUGAAGGAGGAUGUUCAGUAUUAAUAUUGGUGAAUUUUGGCUACUUCUUGAAUUUAUCUUCCCUGUAAGCCAAUUCUGAAUUUGUGUUUCUUCUGUUCUUUCUCUGUCAUUGUGUGGCUUCCAGGGAAGAGUGCUACCCGGUUGAUAAUUAGUUCCUAAUUUUUAAAAACGAAAAAUAGGGAGUAUAAUAUUGCAUCCAUUUGUAAUAUUUUGUUUCUUUAUUUAUUUCACGUAACCACCUUUUUGA
Molecule: messenger RNA, 1337 nt
Organism: Vitis riparia (riverbank grape)
Lineage: Eukaryota; Viridiplantae; Streptophyta; Magnoliopsida; Vitales; Vitaceae
Product: B-cell receptor-associated protein 31-like
Exons: 2
Coding region: 273-917 (214 amino acids)
Biological process (GO): endoplasmic reticulum to Golgi vesicle-mediated transport; intracellular protein transport
Cellular component (GO): endoplasmic reticulum membrane; endoplasmic reticulum
Source: RefSeq, a predicted model, not a curated record